CAAAGAACAUCAUAUACACACAGACGAUGGAUUGGUUCUCAUGGCUGUCUAAAACCGACCUUGAUCCGACCCUAAGCUACGAGUACGGACUCAUCUUCGCUCAAAAGAAGCUCCAGAGUGAAGACAUAGCUCUUUUCAACCACAACUUUCUCCGGCGACUUGGUAUUACUGUAGCCAAACACCGCGUAGAGAUUCUCAAACUCUCAAAGAGAGAAACACAAGCACUUAGCUCCUAUCAGCAUCGUCCCUUCUCGACCAAACUCAUAUCCGUCGUCAUCAAGGCCACCAAAAGUGUCGGCAAUCGAUUAAAUAAAUGGCUUUAUCUCGGAGGAACUGCCGUGGUUGAACCGCUUAAGGAGAAACAGUCGCCGACGCGAGCCUGCCGUACCGCAACGUUUUUGACUGGUAAUAACAAUAAAGUCAAUGCUGAAAAAGCUGAGGUACAAGUGGAGAGAUUACCUGUGAUCAAGAGGAAAAUGAUAGCGAAAUCUGGACCGUUGGAUCUAAAACAUGGAAUGCAAGAGAAAAUGACGUUAGUAAGCAACCGAAGCAUGAACCUAUCUGGACCGUUGGAUCGAAGUGUGCAAGAAAGACUCAUAUUAGCUUAUAGAAGCCCUGUUGUGUCGGGACAGUUAGAUGGAAACUUAAACGAACGGUUGAGAUUAUCAGGGCCGUUGAAAGGAAGACCACCGAGCCCAAGUGUGUAUGUGGAGUAUAAUAAAAGAGACGAUGACACACGAUGGGAUGCUAUGUUUCAUAACUUGAAGCCUACGUAGAUCUUGAGUAGAAAUUGUUUUUGUUUUAGUUUGUAAAAUGGAUGUACUUAAAUGUGUGGAAUAAUAAAACUAUUACCCUCUGGUUUAAGAAAACAAAAAAUGAUUU
Arabidopsis arenosa is the source of this 882-nucleotide messenger RNA. The record is from the annotation of a GenBank genome assembly. Lineage: Eukaryota; Viridiplantae; Streptophyta; Magnoliopsida; Brassicales; Brassicaceae.